AUGAGCCACUACAUCCCCGUCAACACCCGCGGCGCGCCGCCCAAGCAAGGCAGGGUCCUCGCAGGCGGCAUCGCCAUCGUCUCCGCCGGCCUCGGGCUCUUCUACCUCAACCUCCACCGGCGGCACAUGAACAAGGAGCGCAACGACCCCGUCUACCCCGGCGCCUGGCCCACCUGGCAAUUCCGCCUCCGCCAAGCCGCCUACAUCCCCGACGCCCCCCUGCACGCCGGCACCAUGACGCUCAAAGCCUCGCGCAUCGAGCCGCGCGCCGCCCCGCUCGCCGCGCCCGCGCAGGAGCACAACGGCGGGCACUCGGUCAUCCCUAAAGAGCGCACCCCGGCCCCGGCGUUCGACGAGAACGGGGAGCGCCUCCAGCUCAAUCCUCGGCGCGCGCACCAGAUCGCGGAGCCCGCGCCGCAGAGGGACAGGGGGGAUGGAAGGCCGUAUACGAAGGCGAGCGAUAUGCAUGAUGUGGGGAUGAGGCGGGGGAAGGACCAUCAGAGGGGGGUGGUGCAUUGACUUUUGGUUACGUUCUAGGGGGCCUGUAGGAUAUGAUGUGGUUGCGUACAAGUGUAUCAUGUAGCAUUGGAGGCAUGUAACUUUAUUAUGUUGUACGAUAUACGAGGGCUGGU
Molecule: messenger RNA, 632 nt
Organism: Gloeophyllum trabeum ATCC 11539
Lineage: Eukaryota; Fungi; Basidiomycota; Agaricomycetes; Gloeophyllales; Gloeophyllaceae
Exons: 3
Coding region: 1-519 (172 amino acids)
Source: RefSeq, a predicted model, not a curated record